GACGGGAGUUUGUUCUGAAAGGGCUGAAAUCGGAGCACCGCGAAAACGAGGGAAAAAAAAAAUGGGCAGUAGAACAAAUUUCUACAAGAAUCCUUCCAUCUCCUACAAGAAGGACUUGAAUCUCUCCUCCGCUCUUCAAAACCUAAGAGCAUAUAAUAUUGCUAUCGGCAAUGCUCCUCCGACCGAUGAUCAACCACCUCCUGUCGCGAAGAAGAAUGAGAACCGCAAACGCCUCCGCCGGGAGCCAGAAUUAUCAGGUAAUCCGAAAUAUGAUGUUGGAAGCAGUGACGGGCCUAUGUCUCAUCAAGAUUAUAUUGAAAAGAGAAGGAAAGAAGCUAAUAGACCUCAACCUUAUGAGACGCUUACGGAAGAUGUUUUGGGAACUUCCAGCUUCGGCUUGAACUUGGUAGGAUAUGAAAGUGAUGAGAGCACAUCUUCGGAAACUGCAGUAAAGCCAGAUCAUCAAAAUUCCAGUCUCUUGAAUGAGUUUGAGGAAGUUGAGGGAAAAACUGAGCAACGUUUUGCCAUUGCGGGAGAACCUGUUUGUGUAGUAUGUGGUAGAUAUGGAGAAUACAUAUGCAAUGAAACCAAUGAUGACAUCUGCAGCAUGGAGUGCAAAUUUAAGCUUUUGGAAAUUCUUAAAAGGAGUGAGGUAUCCUCAAAUUGUGAAGUGAAAGAUGUUGCAUUACCAGAAACCAAGUAUAUCCUUCCAUCCCCAGAGUUUGGGGAGGACACCUGGGAUUAUAAGAACCAUCGCUGGUCCAAAACAAAAUCCAAUCUUUGUACUUAUGAAUGCUGGAAAUGUCAAAAGCCGGGGCACCUUGCUGGAGAUUGUUUGGUGAGAACCAGUAACCAGGUAAUGCAACAAAAGACUUUCAAUACUGUACCUAACGAUCUCAUUGGACUAUAUAAAAGAUGUUACCAGAUAGGAAAGAAUUUGUCAAAUGCACUGUGCAACGAAUGCAGCUGUUCGUUUAGUUUGGCGACAUGCCUUGAUUGUAGUACUGUUUACUGUGACAAUGCAGGUCAUUUAAACGAGCAUAUCCGCAGACACCCAACUCAUGGACUAUAUUACUCGCAUAAACUCAAACGUCUUGUAAAAUGCUGCAAAUCAACAUGCAGGGUGACCGACAUCAAGGAUCUUCUGGUGUGCCAUUACUGUUUUGAUAAAGCUUUUGACAAGUUCUAUGAUAUGUAUACUGCAUCUUGGAACGGAGCUGGACUUUCAAUCUUAUCGGGUUCCAUAUGCUGCGAAGAUCACUUUGCGUGGCAUCGCAUGAACUGUUUCAACGCAGAUGUAGAGGACGCUGCCUAUAUCGUCAAUAGAAACACUAAAAGUGAAAAGUCUGCUUCCGUUAGCGACUUUAUUUUUUGAGACAUCAAGAGUUCAAGCAACUGUACGUGUACCUUUUUUUACCUUUCCUCGUAGAUAUUCAUAUCCCUUAGUUUCAGUGCAAGAAAAUCCCAAUUUUGUACUUAAGCUAAAAGAUCUACCUACCUUCAAGCCCCAUCUUUUAUGUGAAUAGUCUGGAAAGAAACGUGUACUUAAAAUUAAAUUUUAAGUACAACAAUUAUAAUAGUAAUUAUUACCUAGAAUGAUGUAAAUUAGGGGGAAAAAGAACAAUUUUUAUCCUCGAACUUGGUAAGGUAAGGUGUAUCGAUUUUGCA
Messenger RNA from Cucurbita pepo subsp. pepo (vegetable marrow), 1668 nucleotides. Lineage: Eukaryota; Viridiplantae; Streptophyta; Magnoliopsida; Cucurbitales; Cucurbitaceae. The record is from RefSeq and is a predicted model, not a curated record.